Papaver somniferum (opium poppy) is the source of this 1983-nucleotide messenger RNA. Its product is annotated as dof zinc finger protein DOF2.4-like. The transcript is spliced from 2 exons. Lineage: Eukaryota; Viridiplantae; Streptophyta; Magnoliopsida; Ranunculales; Papaveraceae. Gene Ontology annotation, molecular function: DNA binding; DNA-binding transcription factor activity. Gene Ontology annotation, biological process: regulation of DNA-templated transcription. Bases 407 to 1579 code for a protein of 390 amino acids. The record is from RefSeq and is a predicted model, not a curated record.
CAAAUAAGCUUUAGAGAGUUUAUCAGCUGUAGCUAGUAGUGAUGAAACAGAGAAGCAGCAGUAGUACUGCAUCAAAAACAAAACCUUUGAUGCUAAGGAACUUGUUUGGCCCCUCCAUCCUCUAACUCCUUCAUGUCAUGAUCAUUCAAACCCUAAUGAAAUUAAAAAAAAAAACAAAAAGAAAUGGGAGAGAAUGAAAGAUAAAUAAAUAAAAACCCUUUGCUGCUUUAUUUCUCCAUCACCACCUUCUUUUCUUUCUCUUCUCUUCUGCAAUUCUAUCUCUCUAGUCUCUACUACUACUUGUGUUGAACAUUCUCUACAUAAAAAAAGAAAAGAACAAACCCCAUUAAAAACUUUAUACAAAAGAGAAAGAAAGAAAGAAAGAUCAUCACAACAAAUUAGAGCCAUGGUUUUCACAUCUAUUCCAGUCUAUUUGGAUCCACCCAACUGGCAACAACAGAUACCAAAUAAUAAUCAACAAGGAAUUGGUAUUGAUCAGCAGCAGCAGCAGCAGCUUCAGCAACAACAACAGCAGCAUCAUAGUCAAAAUCAUUCGCAACUUAUUCAACCUCCAUUACAAUUACAAACUGCGGCUCCGGUGGGUGGUACUGGUGGUGUCGGUGCAAGCUCGAUUAGGCCUGGCUCAAUGGCCGAUCGAGCUAGACAAGCUAAGCUUCCACAACCAGAGCAACAACUAAAAUGCCCACGGUGUGAUUCGAGUAAUACAAAGUUUUGUUACUUCAAUAAUUAUAGCCUAACUCAACCUCGUCACUUCUGUAAGACAUGUCGACGGUAUUGGACUAGAGGUGGAGCGUUGAGAAAUGUUCCGGUUGGUGGAGGCUGUAGGAGAAAUAAGAGAAGCAAAAGUACCAGUUCGAAAUCACCGGGAAAUAGUGAACAACGUCAAAGCCAUAGUUCUACUACAAGUAGUUCCAUCCCAUCAAAUAGUACUAAUUUGAAUACUAACGAUAACAAUCUUUUCAGUCAUCAUAUGAUGAGUACUACUCCUCAAUCUCAACCGCGGCCCCAAAUACCCUUCAUGAGCUCUUUACACCAUUUUACGGAUCAUUAUGGUAGUGCACCUGGUUUGGGUUUGAAUUUUAGUGGGAUUCAGACACCGUCCUCGGGCCAACAUGGUGGCGCCAUGGGUACCAUUAUGGAUUUUCAGAUGGGAAAUAGUUCAAGUGGUGGUAGUGCUAACAUUUUAUCGAGUACGGGAGGUAUUGAGCAAUGGAGACUUCAGCAAAUGCAGCAAUUUCCUUUCUUAGGUGGUUUGGAACCACCACAGUCGGGCAUGUAUCCAUACCAAGGUGUUGUCGAAAAUAUGAGUCAAAUUAUGAGAACUGGUAGACCAACCGGUUCCCUUGCUAGUUCAGUGAAAAUGGAAGAAAAUCAAGCAGCAGGGUUGAAUUUAUCAAGACAAUUUAUGGGUGAUACAACGAAUGCUAAUAGCAAUAGCAAUAGUCAAGGAAAUGACAACCAAUAUAAUUGGGGAAGUGGUGGUGGUGGUGGCGCUGGAACUGCUGCAUGGACAGAUCUUUCUGGUUUCACUUCAUCUUCCACAACUCAUCUCGUGUAGUUUUUAGACACUUCUUGUUUAGUCGACUUAACCAAGAACUCAACUAUAUAUCUACCUACUUGGAAUCAAUUAACCUUCAAGAAGAUUCAAUGGCGCCAUAUGGGAUACAUAUCAAUCGGUUUUAUACAAGUGAUCAAGUGAAUUACUACUUCUAGAGGUAAUGGUAUAGGCUUCUUUGUUUUCAUCAAUUUGCUGCUUUUUUUUUAUCAAUUUUUUUUUUCCGGGUGUAUUCUAUGAACGUGUUUACAAAAAUGGGGGUGUAUGAUUAGUUAAAACAAAGUACGUAGUUGUUAGAAAUGAAUCGAUCAUCCAAAGAAGUGUAUUAAUGCUAAUGAUUAUGCAUCUCAUGAGGGAGUUCAUCGUUCAACGGUUCAAGUUAAAGUAAUUAACUGCAUUCCAUUUGU